Tarenaya hassleriana is the source of this 2139-nucleotide messenger RNA. RefSeq names its product TOM1-like protein 2. The record is from RefSeq and is a predicted model, not a curated record. The coding region runs from base 188 to 1948 and encodes 586 amino acids. Gene Ontology annotation, molecular function: ubiquitin binding; phosphatidylinositol binding. Gene Ontology annotation, biological process: protein transport to vacuole involved in ubiquitin-dependent protein catabolic process via the multivesicular body sorting pathway. The transcript has 10 exons. Lineage: Eukaryota; Viridiplantae; Streptophyta; Magnoliopsida; Brassicales; Cleomaceae.
GAUCAAGAAAAAAGGACAGAGAUCGGAAAAAAAAGGGGAAGGAAAAGUGUUACUAGGGUUUGCUCUGGUUCCGGGAAUUCCAAGCCGGAAACUUGAAUAAGCUUAUCUGUGUCCCGUUGUCGCUUCGGCUGUUCCGGUGUCCUGUCUCUCGGUCUUCUUUGUGAUCGUGUUGGAUUUUGGAAUAGAGAUGUCGUCAUCUUCGACUUCAGCGAGCGUGGCGGUGGACAAGGCGACGAGCGAUCUUCUGCUUGGUCCUGAUUGGACGACGAACAUGGAAAUCUGCGAUUCCGUCAAUUCGCAUCACUGGCAAGCCAAAGACGUUGUAAAAGCUGUGAAAAGAAGGCUGCAGCAUAAGAGCCCUAGAGUUCAACUACUUGCUUUGACGCUUUUGGAGACGUUGAUGAAGAACUGUGGAGAUUAUUUGCAUUUUCACAUUGUUGAGAAAAAUAUACUGGGGGAAAUGGUCAAGAUCGUGAAGAAGAAGGCAGAUAUGCAAGUAAGGGACAAAGUCUUGGGUUUAAUGGACUCUUGGCAGGGGGCAUUUGGGGGUGCCGGGGGAAAAUACCCGCAGUAUUACUGGGCCUACGACGAGUUAAGGCGGUCUGGAGUUGAAUUCCCUCGACGUUCAGUAGACGCAGCCCCUGUAAUCACACCACCAGCGACUCGUCCGACGCUAAGACAGCCUCAUGUAGGUUAUGGAAUACCUCAUGUCGGUUAUGGAAUGCCCAGCGGUUCUUCGAGAAGGCUGGACGAAGCCAUGGCAACUGAGAUUGAGGGCUUAAGCUUGUCGAGUCUCGAGGCUAUGAGGGAAGUGAUGGAUCUCUUGAGCGACAUGCUACAAGCUGUGGAUCCUGGUGACCGUGGGGCUGUGAGAGAUGAAGUCAUUGUCGACUUGGUAGAACAGUGUCGGUCCAAUCAGAAAAAGCUGAUGCAGAUGUUAACCACCACUGGGGAUGAAGAACUUUUAGCUAAGGGCCUUGAAAUAAACGACAGUCUACAGACUCUGUUGGCAAAACACGACGCAAUCGCGUCUGGUUCUCCUCUCGCAAUCCAGGCUUCAAAACCCGUUGAUCUCGAUCCAAUCCCGAAAUCUUCUUCUGAAGCUAAAGAUUCUAGUUCUAGUUCCCCUGUGACCGCCUCCGUUUCUUUGGGGAAAAGCCCAAUCGAUGAGGAGGACGAAGAGGAAGAUGAAUUCGCACAAUUAGCUCGGAGGCAUUCAAAACCGGCAACUCUGCCUACAGAUGGAAAUGGUCUCAAGUCUGAGAAACCGUCAAGCGUGGAUGACGCUGCUGCUACGUGCAAUGCUCUGGCUCUUCCUGACCCGCCUGCACCUGUGAACACUUCCAAAGAACAAGAUAUAAUAGACCUGCUAAGUCUCACCCUUUCAACCCCGUCGACUCCUCCCGUCUCCGAUCAGAACACCCGUAUCCAUCCACAGGCUUCGGAACAUUAUCCUGAAAACCAAUGGCAGUUACCCUUUAACAGCUAUGUCGCUCCUUGGGCCCGUCCACAACAGCCAUCUCAUAUUCAAGGGCCACUACCUCCCCAGUUGCAGCCACAACCUCAAGCACGGCCACAGUAUGCUCAGUACCAAUACGGGUAUCCGCCACCGCCAUGGGAGAACAGUUCCACAUCCUCCAGCAACAUGUACUCGACUCCUCGGUCUAAUGCGACCACACCUUUUGCAUCAGCAGCUGCUCCAGACUUACCCGGGAGAUCCCUGCAAUACUCCAACUCGUUCCCUGCAAGGCUCAACAACAACAACAACGGAGAAUCCAUGGUUGCUUCCGGACAGAAACCCUUUGUUCCUUCGUACAGAUUGUUCGAAGAUCUGAAUGUGUUUGGGAAUAAUAAGACCGGAAACGGAGGAGCAGCUGCUGCUCCCAGCUUGUCUGGGUCUCAGACACAACAACAGGGUAUGUCUGCUGGUGGUGGUGGAAGAAAAUAACGAAAACAAUGUCCCUACUCUUCUGUCCGCUACUGAUUGAUGAUUACAUAUGCCCCUUGUACAUUUAUAUACGGCAAUUGUCUGUUUGGUUAAGGGUCUCUCUUAUUUGGUUUUUCACUGAACGAAUGAUGAGACCAUGACUUUUUUUUUGUCCUUCGAUACCUUGCUUACAACAUUGAAUUUGUUUGCUU